AUGGAAAAUGAUGAGCAGAGGAGACUUGAUAGAUUUGAAAGGCUUCGACCUCCAGCAUUUAGCAGUGCUGAGUCAGAGGAUGCUCAGGAUUUUCUGAAUAAGUUCCAGCGAAUGCUUCAGACUGCGGCCCAGAGUACGCCCUGUGCUCCUUCAAUUCAGGGAUCAUCUGUGCCAGGUUCUUUUGGUACUUAUUCUGGUUCUCAAAGUCCACCUCAAAGCUUACCAUCCUUUUCAGAGAGGGGUUGCUUUGAGUGUGGAGACUUGGGCCACAUAAAAAGAUAUUGUCCCCACCUUACGCGAGGUCCAGCUCAGUAG
This is a messenger RNA of Nicotiana tabacum (common tobacco), 315 nucleotides long. The record is from RefSeq and is a predicted model, not a curated record. Lineage: Eukaryota; Viridiplantae; Streptophyta; Magnoliopsida; Solanales; Solanaceae.